Parnassius mnemosyne (clouded apollo) is the source of this 3117-nucleotide messenger RNA. The record is from the annotation of a GenBank genome assembly. Lineage: Eukaryota; Metazoa; Arthropoda; Insecta; Lepidoptera; Papilionidae.
AUGCUGUCCCGGGGGAUCAAGUACAAACGGCUGGAUGACGUGGAGAUCAGCGAACCAGGACAAGAGUUGGUGGCGGUGCGCGUGGCGAUCCAUGGCAUGACAUGCCAGUCCUGCGUGCGCAGUAUCGAGGACUCCGUGCGCGGGCUGCCGGGGGUCGAGGACGUUAAGGUGGAACUGUCGGAGAACGCUGGCUACUUCCGCUAUGACCCUCACGUGUGCUCGGUGGAGGCAAUCCGCUCCCACAUAGAGGACAUGGGGUUCGAGACCCCCACCGACGUCGCCGACGACGAAACCAAAAAUCUCCUACCGAAAGAAAUCCCCACGGACAUGUUGAUCGACAUGUCGGGGCCUGCGGAAAGCGAGGUGCUACUGUCAGUCGUCGGCAUGACCUGUCAGUCCUGCGUCGACAGCAUUGAAGCGCGGCUGCGGGAGCUGGGCGGCGUGCGGAGCGCGCGCGUGCGGCUGGCGGAGGGCGAGGCGCGGGUGCGGGUGGCGCGGGGAGAGGUGGCGCCGCGACAGCUGGCCGACGCCGUCUACGAGCUGGGCUUCGACGUCGCAAUCCUCGCCGUCGAUGGCCAGCCCUAUUCAGAAUCUCUAUCACAGAAUAAAAACAAUCGUGACGCAGCCGGCGAUGGAAUCAAACCAAAUUCUCUUGCGAAGACACAACUUAAUGGCACGUGCGGCGUGGAGGCUGCGGCGAGCGCGCGCUGCACGCUGGAGCUGCGCGGCAUGACGUGCGCCUCGUGCGUCGCCGCCAUCGAGAAGCACUGCGCCAAGAUACGCGGCGUGCAGUCAGUGCUGAUAGCUUUGUUAGCCGCGAAGGCUGAAGUCCGGUACGAGCCCGACAAAGUAUCCGCGGCUGACAUCGCAGAAUCCAUCACGACGCUGGGCUUCCCUGCAGAGGUUCUCAGCGACGGUGACGAUUGUGGACAGAGGGAGCUCAUAUUGAAUAUAAAAGGCAUGACGUGUUCGUCGUGUGUGAGCAAGAUAGAAAAGACUGUACUUAAACUGAGCGGCGUCGCGAGCUGUUCGGUCGCGCUCGCCACCUCCAAAUGUAAAAUAAAAUACGACUCGGAAGUGAUCGGUCCACGAACUAUAUGCGAGGCGAUCAACAACUUAGGUUUUGAAGCCAGCGUGACCAGUUCACACAGCCGCGGCGCCAAUGGCUACCUCGAACACAAGGAAGAGAUAAGAAAAUGGCGGAACGCGUUCUUGGUGUCGCUGUUGUUCGGGGGCCCGUGCAUGGUGGCGAUGGCGUACUUCAUGGCGACCAUGGGGCAGCACAGCGCCAAGGACAUGUGCUGCGUGCUGCCCGGCCUCAGCCUCGAGAACCUGCUAAUGCUGCUGCUGGCUACACCCGUGCAGUUCAUAGGUGGAUGGCAUUUCUACAAGCAGGCGUACAAAGCUCUACGCCACGGAACACCUAACAUGGACGUCCUGAUCGCGAUGACGACGACUAUCAGUUAUGGUUACUCCCUGGCGGUGGUGAUAGCUUCGAUGGCGAUGCAAAAGGACACGAGUCCUCUGACAUUCUUCGACACGCCGCCCAUGUUACUGGUCUUCGUUUCACUGGGCAGGUGGUUAGAAAAUAUUGCAAAGGGUAAAACAUCAGAAGCACUGUCCAAGCUGCUGUCAUUAAAACCAACAGAGGCACUGCUGGUAACAGUCGACGACGACGGCAAUGAGAUCUCUGAGAAGAACAUUCCAGUCGAUUUGGUCGAAAGAGGGGAUAUUCUCAAAGUACUCCCUGGUGCCAAAAUCCCAGUAGACGGCAAAGUUAUAUCCGGACAGAGCACGUGCGAUGAGUCUCUCAUCACUGGAGAAUCUAUGCCCGUGCCCAAGAAUAAAGGGUCGCUGGUGAUCGGCGGCAGCGUGAACCAGCUGGGCGCGCUGGUGGUGCGCGCCACGCACACGGGCGAGGCCAGCACGCUGGCGCAGAUCGUGCGCCUCGUGGAGGACGCGCAGGCCAGCAAGGCGCCCGUGCAGCGCCUCGCGGACGCCAUCGCCGGGUACUUUGUCCCAAUGGUGGUAUCCCUUUCGCUAUUAACUCUGAUAUGCUGGACUAUCAGUGGUGCAUUGGACAUCAACAGGAUAAAAGCCAUUACUCCAGAGAUGUACCGCGAAGGCACGCGGUGGCAGCUGAUCCUGCAGACGGCGUUCCACUUCGCGCUGAGCGUGCUGGCCAUCGCGUGCCCGUGCGCGCUGGGGCUGGCCACGCCCACCGCAGUCAUGGUGGCCACCGGCGUCGGCGCCAAGCUCGGCCUGCUCAUCAAGGGCGCCGAGCCGCUGGAGAACGCGCACAAGGUUAAAACUGUGAUAUUCGACAAGACGGGCACAAUAACGCAGGGCAAAACGAGCGUGGCGAGAGUUUCACUGCUAACAGGCGAUGCCAAUAGCCUCCCCGACAUCCUGGCCUGCCUGCAUACCGCCGAGCUCAACUCUGAACAUCCAGUCGCUUCAGCGAUCGUGCGGUGGUGCAGCGUGGGGCUGGGCGGGGGCGGGGGCGGCGGCGCGGGCGGCGAGGUGCGCGCGGGCUCGUGCGUGGGCUUCGCGGCCGUGCCGGGCUGCGGCCUGCGCGCGCGCGUGCGGCUUCGCCCCGACCUCACCACCCCAACGCACUUGCGUGACGCCAUUAACGCCUCCAAGGCGGGCGCGGCGCUGGUGGUGGGCGGCGUGCCGGUGGAGCUGGUGGAGGCGCAGGGCGACGCCGCGCUCAGCUCCGCGCAGGCCGCCGCGCGCCUGCAAGCACUCAUUCUGCCGCCCGCCCAACACCAGCGGCCAAGGAGAUUGCCUGUAGCACGUGAAAAGGAAGUGCAAAAUAUGAUUGAGGGAAUGGUGAAGGAUGGUGUUAUUGAACCUUCAUCUAGUCCAUGGUGUUCACCUGUGGUGCUGGUAAAGAAGAAGGACGGCAGCAUGCGGUUUUGUGUUGACUACCGCCGCCUGAACGACGUUACGAAGAAGGACAGCUAUCCCUUGCCAAGAAUUGAUGACACGCUGGACAUGCUUACAGGCGUAAAGUGGUUUAGUACACUGGACCUGAAAAGUGACUACUGGCAGGUUGAAAUUGACCCUAAGGACAAGGAGAAAACUGCAUUCUCCACAGGAAAGGGUCUGUGA